This is a messenger RNA of Apis cerana (Asiatic honeybee), 6092 nucleotides long. Its product is annotated as polycomb group protein Psc. Gene Ontology annotation, molecular function: metal ion binding; promoter-specific chromatin binding. Lineage: Eukaryota; Metazoa; Arthropoda; Insecta; Hymenoptera; Apidae. The record is from RefSeq and is a predicted model, not a curated record. Gene Ontology annotation, cellular component: PRC1 complex. Gene Ontology annotation, biological process: negative regulation of transcription by RNA polymerase II.
GUAUAACUCGCGAUCCUCUGCCGAAGAUAGGAGCGCUGCCCGCCGCGAUGCUACCCGCGAGAUCCUGUUGCCUGGAAUAGCUACCGUGGUUCUCUCGGACCGGUACGUCGACGUUCAGCGCAAAAACGCUCGAACCACCGAUGUUACCGUGGCAACGCUCCUAUCGACGAUGGCUUACCCUCGCGAUUCUCGAUUGUCGUUCUUUUCGUUUUUUUUCUUUCCUUCCUUCAGUUUUCCCUUUACCGCCUCGCGAUUCGAUUCAUUUCUUCCGCUGGCGAUCGUACGUCCUCGCCGUACGUCGUGAAACGUGAUCGGAAUCGUAGCGAUCGAUCGUACGUCCAAAAAUUUGGAUCACCAUUCUCUCGAGAAUCGUAUCAACGUUAAAAAAGCCGCGACGUACGCGGUGAACGAAUUAGGUGGUCUCACGGGAUUUGGCGCCAGACCUUUCUCAAGUUCGAACGCCGAAGCCCUUCUCUCUCGUCCUUUCUCUCUCUUGUUUUCCCCUCUCGCACACCCUGUCUCCCCUUUUCCUCCAAUUCCUCAUUGCUCCUGCCAUUCUCGAUGACUCCACUGACUCGUUUACGUCGUGUAUCCGGCUUUUGGACGGAUCGCUCGCAGAACGAAGUUUCUGAAACGCGAGCAGUUGAGUCAUGUCGUUGACAACGCAGGUGGUCGAGCCUUUCCUCCUUUCUUCGAGUUCGUUAGCCAUGCGCAGUGACACUUGGCCUCUGUUAUUAUCGCGCGGGAGAUCUGUGCGCGCGAGCUCUAAAAACCUAGUUUUUCCAGGCCGACGUGGUCGCGUGACUGGUUGGUUUCACUGUCAAGUACCUUUCACGCGAGAUCUUCUCGUUGCUCGUCGCACACAUAAAAUGCGCGGUUCUAUCCCUAUUCCUCGAUCAAGACAGUUUUCCUUAAUGUCCUCGCUAGGAUAACGUUGGUCCAAAGAAGGAGGGAUAGCAGGAAGGGAAAUUAUUAAGGGAAUAGGAGGGAACCGAUUUUGAUGAUUUUUGGAUACGUUGCAAAAAUCAAUAUUUUAAACAACUCUUUCCUUUGCUUCUUCGUAUUGCGUAAACGCUACUACGUAUUCUGUUAAACACAUGGCAACAACUGUAACGGAUGAACUAACUUUAAGUAAUACUUGCUCAUGGACGAUUUAAAAUGAAAAAUUAUUAAUCAUCCAAAAAUGAAAUACGAAACAAUCUCGAGCGAUCGAAAUUACAGCGAAUAUUAACAUAAUUCUUGAUAUCUAUCUCUUAAUGUUAUUAUAAAUUUAUUGACAGAGAAUCAGCUGCGUUCAACGUAUAUCUACGAGAGAAAUUCUAUGUAAUAGCAGCAAUUUUUUUACAAAUAUCAAAGGAAUUGAGGCUGAACAGCGAUAAUAUUGUAUCAAAAUAUUAAUUUCCGCAACAUUUCCAAAAACUACCAAGAUGGCGAGGACCUCUCUAUUUCGAAUAAUUAUCGCAGGGAACGGGUUUUUUCCAUCAUCGAAAAGCAACUUGCUAUACAAUAGCGCGCGAAAUUAGAUUUGUUCGCGCGAUAUACUGUUUAAAUAUUCAUAUUAUGCUCGUCAAAAGAGACAUUUAUAUGAUCGAAAAUAUUAUCGAAUAUUGGUCAAGAGAUAAGUAGAAAAGAGGGAGAGAGAGAGAGAAGAGAGGAGAAGAGAAAGCAUCCCCUUUAAGAGAUAGACCUUAAAGGCACGGCGUAACUCGUUUCUCCCCUCUUAGAUUUCACGAGAUAUUUCAUUAUUCUAAAUAUAUCGACGGCAUGUACGAGUCUCGCGUAAAUGGAAAUCGCCGCUGCUUCCAAUGUAUCCUAAUGUGAUUACGUGCGUGUGUUCCCUCCCAUUCCCCCUCCGUGCGCGCGACUACCUGCAUUUCGGAAUCCUCCAACCAUUAUUAGAAUGCACAUCGAUAUCGCUGUUCCCGGUAUUAAUGCGUACGAUACGCGAUUUAAUUUUAGAUAAGCCAAAGAUCGCCGAUCUCUGACUCGUUCGCUGUCAUUCUGGAUAAAUCAUAACGAUGCGUAUAAAUUUUAGAAGAGAUUUUACUUGGAAAAGUUAGCUGUUUCAGAACCGAGUAGCGACAUGGAGGCAAAGGAGAGGGAGAAGCCGCUGGUUAAAGACUUGAACGAACAUAUCGUAUGUCCUCUGUGCAGAGGCUACCUCAUAGAUGCAACGACUCUCGUGGAAUGUCUGCAUUCUUUUUGCAGAGGUUGUAUAGUGAGACGGUUGAGCAGCGGUGCCAGAGCGUGUCCCGUAUGCAAUGUCGCAACGUCUCCUCCACUCUUGCCGGACGUAAAGCUGCAACGACUUGUGUAUCUCAUGGUACCCGGCCUCUUCCGGUCGGAGCUUGAACGAAGGCGUCAUUUCCGACUGGUCAAUCCACAAUGCCCACCUUUGGCCUUACCCUUGGGCGCCCUAAACUUAACCUUGGACGAUUUCGUCAGCCUAAGUUUAUGCGAGCUCGACGAACCGGAAGGAGAGGCGGCCGUUCACGAAGCGGAAAACCGUGCCGGGUCACGACAUCGAACGAACGCCGAUCAAACGAAACAGGAAGACACGAUUCAGGUUAGAAAUACUCGAUACCUUAAGUGUCCGGCAGGAGUGACUGUUCGGCACUUGGUUCGAUUGCUUAUGCUGAAGAGGGGAUGGGAGGAGGCGAAUUCGAAUCACAAGACGAAUGUCAAUAAGAUCGAGAUGCUGUGCGAGAAGAGCAACGAAAAUCGGCGGAACGGCACGAAUACGAUGGUGUUGGAUCAAUCCUGGACUCUGCUCGAUCUCGCCUGCAUAUUUGGUUGGAAGAGAGAAGCGCCUAUGAAGCUGUUUUAUCGCGUGUUACGUAAGGAGGAUAUUGUCUCCGUUUCAAGUGAGAACUCCUUCAACGACGAGACAGCCAAGGAUACCGCGACAAUGGAAAACAUUCAACGGCCACCGACACCACCUCCGAGUCCUAAGCCUGUCCAAGAGUGCGAGGACGAGGGGCACAAAAUUUUAGAAAAUACCAGCGAGCCGUCUCAAUCGUGUUUGAAGAGCAAUUUGGAACGCGACAAGGAGCCGAAAGCGAAGAAACCCCGAUGCAAAGUAACUCCUGUCAUGAGAACACCUAAUCUCGUGUCGAUACAAGCCAACCACGCACCGGAAAGUUCCAAGUCGAAAGAAUUGGCGAAGCUGGAGCAUCGUAAGCACAGGAAACGACGAAACAAACGAGUGAUCGCCGAGAUAACCACCACGCCGCGGGAGGAUUUGUUGAAACUGAAGGUUCGAUUAACCCCGUGCCCGCCGAGGAUCACGUCGAGCAGCGGAAGUGGUCAAGCAAAGGAGAAAUUAUUACAAAUGAGGGCCGUCAGACGAGAAAAGAUCAAAACCACGGCGAUGAAUCAGCAACGUUCGUCAGGUACGUUGACACGAGAGGAAGGUGCGAGUACGAAGGAGAAUAUCGGAGAGGCGGAAGAGACUAUAGAAGAAAUAAUAGACAGUAUACCCGACGAGGUUGUCCGAAUCGCACAAAAUAUAACUACCCAACAAGGGGAAGAUGCGUCAGGAGCAGGGGAAAGGGUGGAUCAAAGGAGCGGAUCCUCGACUUGCAAACCAGCACCGCCUAAGAAGGAAGAAGCUGAACCGGAGGUGUCGAAGAGAACGUCCGAACAGGUCGAAACGGAGCGUCCGAAAAAGGACGAGGAAAUUCUCCGGCGAUUGGGCCUGGUAGCCGUGAACGAGGCUGGCGACAACUUCCGUGAUAAAGCGAGGCAACGCGUUCAAAACAACGGGGAAAAGAUCGAUACUUUGGAUAGAGAGAAACUGGAGAAACAAUUGCGCGAGAGCAAAGCCAAUCGAGUAAGGAGUUUGCUGGCCGAGAAACAGAUGCGCGACACGUUGAAAACGAUGUCGAAGACAAAGGAAGAACACCCUGCACCCUUGCCGGUCAACACCCCUCCGAAAAAGAAAGGUCCGCCCCCAUUGGCGCCGCUGAGGGUCGCAAAACCUUCCGGUUUCGCCGCGUCGAGCGCCAUUUUAGAACCGAAUAAUUCGAAAUACGAGAUCCCAUUAGAUCUAAGCAGCGGUGGGACCGUGCACAACAACGUACUCGAUCUGUCUGCCAAUUUAUCGGCCGCCAAUUUUUCUUUGUCUCCUUCCUCGUCUUCGUCAUCCUCUCCUUCGUCCUCCUCCUCCUCCUCUUCGUCGUCGUCCUCGUCGUCGUCGUCGUCGUCGUCGUCGUCGUCGUCAUCUUCUUCGACUUGCUCCAUAUCCUCGUUGAAUCCAAGACCACCACGACCGCCCAUCACCCCGGGAAACUUAUUACGAGGAAAGGCGAAGGAUCUGGAUCAACGACGAGGUCAAGAUUCCAAUUUGAUGACACUUUCUGAUGCGGCUGUUUCCCUGUUAAGCGGAUGCAUCACCGACGAAAACUCGGUUGAUUCUUUGGUGCUCGGUUCAGCUAAUCUCGCCAGCAAAGUGGCCCUCCGAAUACCGCAACCUCAUCAAAGAAUCUCCGGUUUUGGUAUGAAAAUCAAACCGAAUCUGAGCAUCCGGCACAUACCUAAUCCCCAAGCUGUGGUAGCGUCGCAAUACAGAAAUCAAAGAGUCAGUUACUUCAAUUCCGCCUCGCAGCAACCACCGUAAGAAGAAUUAUUUUUGACCGACUGAAACACUCGAUUUUCCUCCAUCCUAAAAUUUUCUUUCAUUACUUCCUAUUAUUAUUAUUCUUAUUCUUAUUAUUAUUAUUAUUAUUAUUGUUGUUGUUGUUAUUACUUAAAAAUGCUCCUAUGGAAACAAGAUUCCUACGUGACCAAUCCAAAGGCUGUAUGUUACCAUAUAUAUUUUACCUAUACCCGCUUCCUAUAAUGUUUCUUAAAACGAUGAUGAAUUUUCGUACGGGCAUAAAGACGCACGGGAAAACUUAAAUGAUUAAGAAAUUGGAAGGAAGAGUGAAUGAUAGCAGUUAAUAAAGAUAAAGUAGGUAUAUUUACUUUUGAGGAUUAAGAUAAGGAAAUUUUUCAAAAAAAAAAAGUCGUACAAUGUGAGGUUUUUACAUUGAAACAACAAAAGGAAAAGAGUAUAUAUCAAUUAAAAAUUGGCAACGAGUUAGUACCGUGUGUCUUUUUGCCUCUUAAAUAAGAAUUCAAUGGCGGUGUCCAGACCGUUGUUAUCUAGAUAUAUUAAGCUACGUAUGUUCGUAAUGCAUGUAUGUGUGUCUAUGAUCAACCAUUAAAAGAUACAAAUUAUACCCACUUCUGCCCAAAAGCUGACGGAUUAAUUUACGAAAAGGCGAUUCGUCGCUCUAUUGGUAAUGAUAGCAACGGCUGACAGAGAUAUAUUAAACGUAGUAUAAACGUAUGGUUAAGGGUUGUAGUGAUGAGGAUACCGGAUGAAUGAUUAGAAUGGAACGAUGGAUGGAUGACGGAUAAGCUUUCUUGUCCCUCCUCCCCCUCCCUCCCUUCCUUCCCCACAUGUUGUCGCUCCUUUUUUAGAAUCUUAGAGAAAUAUGUACUUCAUAGAGAUGCCAAAGAACGCCAGAGAACGUGUGCAAUGUAUUAGUGCAAUUUAAUUAUCGUCUAUCAUAAUAUAAUAUAUUACAAGCGAUUUAUUGCGAUAUAAGUCCAAUCGAGUUUCGCGGUAAGGGGUGGAUUACUAGUCGUUACGGCUAAAAGUAUGCGGCGAUCUUCUGAGAAAUUGGACAGCUACGAAGCUGACGAACAGCUUUGGAAAAGAAAAAGAAAAAAAAUGUUUUAAUGCACGCUCGAUUCCUCGAUAUCGAGGAGGUACUGUUGAAUUGGGAAUUUAAAUAUACGUAUGCAUUCUUUAAAGAUGCGUAUCAUAUGUAAGGAAGUUUUUAUUUUAUAAAAGCGUAAACUCAUAUCGCUGUUAUUGAUUUAAGAAUGAUAUAUUAUCGUGUGAUAAUAUAUAUAUAUAUUAAUAUAUAUUAUCGUCGAUGAAACGCUUUAAAAAAAUAUUGAGAAAGAAAAAAUUAAUCGAGUGCGUUGGAAGCUCGUUGUGCGUGAUAUACGAUUUUUAAUGCUGUAUCGGAAUUUGUACAGUCGAAUAGAAUUGCCCCCGUAUAGGACAGCAAUAAAGAUGAACUUGAUUUGAAAGGAAA